AUGACCCAUUCAUAUUCUUUUGAGAAGCCCGCCCUCGAGGUGAAUGGCGAGAUUGUGCAGUUUCUAGAGGAUUUCUACCGCAUCUCCGAUACCCCGGGAGACCAUGAUAAUUAUGUCAACCAGUUUGCCGAUGAUGCCACCUUCAUCGUUGCUGGCAAGAAGAACCAGGGUCGGGAAGAGAUCAUGAGACAGAGGCUUUCCAUGUGGGAACAUGUCAAGGCGAGGAAGCACACGAUUCAUCGGGUAUAUCCCUAUGGCAAUGACGCGACGGAAUUUAUGAUUAUCGGCCUCGUGGAGUAUCAGCUUAAGACUGGCGAAGCGAAGGACGUGGAAUGGGCUGGCAGAGCUCGGUUCGUUAAGUCGGCGUCCGGGAGGUGGCAAUUCAGCUUCUACCGGAUUUGGCUGUAG
Scedosporium apiospermum is the source of this 408-nucleotide messenger RNA. RefSeq lists its product as uncharacterized. The record is from RefSeq and is a predicted model, not a curated record. The transcript has 2 exons. Bases 1 to 408 code for a protein of 135 amino acids. Lineage: Eukaryota; Fungi; Ascomycota; Sordariomycetes; Microascales; Microascaceae.